UACAUUUACACACACAAAUUGAUACCGGACAUCUACCUCUAUAAUAUCCAAGAAACAUGCAACAAACUUCAUAUCAAUUUCCAUUUCUUACACUAGAUAUGAUAUGAUGUGUAUAUAAAUGCCACAUGAAGAAGUAGUAUCAGACGCACUACCAACCAUACACUAAGCAACCUCUACUUCCUUGUUUUAAUCCCCUGCUGUUUCCAUAACCAUCAUGGAAUCCACUUCCCAAACUAGUCAACUGAUCCUUCCCUCUUCUUCCUCUUCACUUCCACGCAAGCACUACGAUGUCUUUUUGAGCUUUAGAGGUGAAGACACACGAAAAUCCUUUACGGAUCAUCUCUUUGCGGCACUAUGUCGGGCAGGAAUUCACACUUUCAGAGAUGCAGAAGAGCUCCGCAAAGGAGAGGACAUCUCCACUGACAUCUUUAGUGCUAUUCAAGAAUCGAUGGUUUCUAUCAUUGUGUUCUCCAAAACUUAUGCUUCCUCCCACUGGUGUCUUGAGGAGGUUGUGAAGAUAGUGGAAUGUAAAGAAAAAGCAAAUCAGGUGGUUCUUCCAGUGUUCUAUGAUGUGGAUCCUUCUGAGGUCCGUAAUCAAACAGGUGGGUUUGGUGUUGCAUUGGCUCUACAUCAACAACUAUUCGGUACAGAAAAAGUUUGCCAAUGGAAAACAACAUUAACUAAGGUUGCAAAUUUUUCUGGAUGGGACUUGCGCAACAUUGCUGACGGGUAUGAAUCAAAAUUUAUUGACAAUAUUGUAGAAAAGGUUCUACAAGUAGUGAACCAUACAUACUUUGAUGUUGCAAAAUAUCCAAUUGGAAUUCAUGCUCGUGUUAAAGAAGUACUUUCCUUUUUAAAAAGUGAAGUAGAUGGUGAUGUUUGUAUGAUUGGGAUUUAUGGCAUGGGUGGGGUAGGAAAAACAACCGUAGCAAAAGCGGUGUUUAACCAAAUUUAUAGAUCAUUCGAUGGUAGUUGCUUUCUUGGAGAUGUUAGACAAAAAUGUCUAGAUGGGGGCCGUGCAGCUUUAAAAUGUUUACAAGAACAGCUUCUUUGUGACACUCUCAAUCGAAAGACAUUGGAAGUUCAUAAUGUUGAUCGAGGAAUUAGUUUGAUCAAAGAAAGACUUGGACUGAAAAAGGUUCUCAUUGUUGUUGAUGAUGUAGAGGAUAAGAGUCAAUUAGACGCAUUGGUUGGAGAACGAGAUUGGUUUAGUCCAGGUAGUAGAAUUAUCAUUACAACAAGAAAUGUUAAUUUGUUAAAUGGCCUUAGAGGAGAAUGUGAGAAGUAUAAUGUUGAAGUCUUAAGCUCGGAGGAAUCUUUGCAACUCUUUAGUUGGCACGCUUUUAAGAAGCCAAGUCCUUUGGAGGCUUUUAUAGAACUAUCAAACAUGAUUGUAAGGUAUCUUGGUGGACUUCCAUUGGCACUUACCACCCUAGGCUCACAUUUUGGAGCAAGAUCUUCAAUUCAAGAAUGGAUUGAUGACUUUGAGAAGUUAAAAAGGAUUCCUCAUGGACCUCAUACAAAUAUUUUGGAGACUCUCAAAAUUAGUUAUGAUCCACUUGAUGAUGAUACUCAAAGAAUCUUCCUUGAUAUUGCUUGCUUUUUCACCUGUCAAUAUUUCUCAGAAGGAGAUAUUGUUAAGAUAUUGAAUGGUUGUGGUUUUCAUGCUCAAAGUGGAAUUAGAACUUUAAUUGAUAGAUGCUUGUUAGAAGAAAGUCUUAGAAUGCAUGAUUUAGUUCAAGAUAUGGGAAGAGAAAUUGUCCGCAAGGAAUCUCCUAUGCAACCUGAAAAAAGAAGUAGAUUAUUUUUGUAUAAUGAAGUUCCGGAUGUUCUCACAAACAACAAGGGCACUGACGCAAUUGAAACAAUGAUCAUACGUUUGUCAGACAAAGUGCAUUUGAGUACCAAGGUAUUCUCAAAAAUGACCAAGUUAAGAGCACUCAUAAUCAACUCUGGGAAUGCCAAGGGAUCUUUAAAAUACUUGUCCAACGAGCUUAGAUAUCUUUAUUGGGAUGGUUGCCCGUUGAGUCGUAUAUCAUCCGAUCUUUGCUUGGAAAAUCUUGUUAUCUUAGAAAUACAAUUGAGCAAUAUUAAAGAAUUCCAACCCAAAUUGCAGUAUUUUAGAUGCUUGCAGAUUUUAAGGUUGAAAUUUUGCUGGCAACUUAAAAGAGCCCCAAACUUUGUUGGAGCACAUAGUCUAAAGGAGUUAUCCCUUGAAAGUUGUUCAAAGUUGUUUAAAUUGCCUCAAUCAAUUGGAGAUUUAAAAAAUCUCAUUUGCUUAGAUUUGAGGAAUUGCAAGAAUCUCAAUGGACUUCCUAGUAGCAUUUGCAACUUAACGUCUCUUAAGCAUCUUGAUCUAGAAGGAUGUUCUAAGAUGAAAGAAUUGCCGCAAUCAAUUGGAGAUUUAGAAAACCUUGUCAAGUUAAAAAUGGAAGGCUGCAAGAAUCUCAGAGCGCUUCCUAGUAGCAUACGCAACUUGAUGUCUCUUAAUCAUCUUGAUCUGAAAGGUUGUUCUAAGAUGAAAGGAUUGACGCAAUCAAUUGGAGAUUUAGAAAAUCUUGUCGAGUUAAAAAUGGAAGGUUGCAACAAUCUCAUAGGGCUUCCUAAUAGCAUACGCAAUUUGAUGUCUCUAAAGCAUCUUGAUCUGAAAGAUUGUUCUAAGAUGAAAGAAUUGCCGCAAUCAAUUGGAGAUUUAGAAAAUCUUGUCGAGUUAGAUUUGAGUAAUUGCGAGGAUCUCAAUGCGCUUCCUAGUAGCAUUUGCAACUUGAAGUCUCUUGAGUGGUUCAGUUUGGCAUGUUGCUCCAAGAUAAAAGAAUUGCCUAUUGAUUUGGGAAAAUUGAAGUGGCUAAAAUACCUUAAUGCAAGUAAGACGUCCGUGACACAUGUACCCACUUCUUGUGGAUCUUUGAGACAUCUCAACUAUCUGAUACUAGGGCCGCAACCUUCUCGUGGGAGGUAUUAUGAUGAGGAAUGUAUUGGGCAUUCAAACACUAAUUUAUGUUCCUUGGCUACUCUACAGACUCCUUACGAGCAUGUGCAACAUUUAGAUCUUCCAAUUGGUGAUGGGAUAUUGACAACGUUAAAUCUAAGCUAUAGUGAUUUUGAUACCCUGCCCUUUAACCUUUCUCAUCUUUCCAAGCUAGAAUAUCUUGUUUUGAACAACUGUCCGAACCUUUCGGUGAUUGAAGACGAUCUUCCACUUAGCCUAUAUCAUUUCUCAGUAGAGAAUUGUCCCUUGUUGAAAAGUAUACCAGAUCUAUCUGGGUUAUUAAGGCUAAGGGUUUUGAAUGUUGGUAAGUGCAGUAACUUGAUUGAGGUUGUAGGUGUUGAGAAUCUGGUUAAUUUAGAGAGAAUGGACAUAAGAGGGUGUAGCGCUCUGAGCAGUAAAUAUUGGUGUGACAACUUCUUCAAGGGACUUUUUAAAAGCCCAAACAUUGGAGGACACUUCUAUGGAUUUGUUAGAAUGGGUGUUUCAAAAGACAUGGUUCCACAAUACUUGUGGAGCAACCAAGGAGUUGGUUGUUCAUCUGCAAAUUACGCUGUGAGCAGUAACUCUUGGGGUGAGAAGUUGUACAAGCCACUUUUUAAAAGCCCAAACAUUGGAGGAGCAAUGAGGAGGAGCAACGAAGUUGGGGAAUGUUCAUCUGUAAAUUACACACUGCCAUUGUUUUUGAAGAAUAAACGAAUAUUUAUCAUUGUCAUGGUUUCAUGUUCGCUUCACCCUUGGUCGUUAUGGAUACCCCACUUUAAGCAAUUUAGUGUAACAGAGCAUUUGGAUGGUAAAAAGGAGUUGGAAUGCGUAGUAUAUGAGCAACCCAAUGAAGUGAAAGAAGUAGAGGUGCUUAUAGAGCUAUAUUCGGUUAAGUUAAAAGAAGUUGAAGAUAAAUUGAGUAUUGAGACUCGUGUAGUAUAUGAAGAUGAGGGUGAGUUAUGCUUCUUUCCUAUCAACCCAAAAAAGGUGUUUAAAUUUACCUCUUGGACUUGGAACUAUUUUGGGAAAAAAACUCGUGUUAAGGUUAUUGUAACUCGCGGACUAUCAUGGGUUUGCCAACAAAGUGAAAUAUAAUGUUUUUUAGUACUUUGUAAAGAUGAAGUAGGAGAGAAAAAUCUUGUUAAAAUCAUAUGCUUACCUUUAUAGCUAGUAACAAUAACAUUAUGUUUUGAUGGUAGAAUGUUGAAAUUAACACUCUAAAUCUCUAUUGUUAUAUUUUAACCAUUGUCACCUUUCCUAUUGUUAUUGUGUGUUAUAUUUGAUAUAAGACUCUCUUGUGUGCU
Ipomoea triloba (trilobed morning glory) is the source of this 4275-nucleotide messenger RNA. RefSeq names its product disease resistance protein TAO1-like. Gene Ontology annotation, molecular function: protein binding; ADP binding. The record is from RefSeq and is a predicted model, not a curated record. Lineage: Eukaryota; Viridiplantae; Streptophyta; Magnoliopsida; Solanales; Convolvulaceae. Gene Ontology annotation, biological process: defense response; signal transduction. The transcript has 6 exons. The coding region runs from base 215 to 4066 and encodes 1283 amino acids.